Molecule: messenger RNA, 2740 nt
Organism: Haliotis rufescens (red abalone)
Lineage: Eukaryota; Metazoa; Mollusca; Gastropoda; Lepetellida; Haliotidae
Product: toll-like receptor 3
Exons: 2
Coding region: 330-2474 (714 amino acids)
Biological process (GO): inflammatory response; immune response; toll-like receptor signaling pathway
Cellular component (GO): membrane
Molecular function (GO): transmembrane signaling receptor activity; protein binding
Source: RefSeq, a predicted model, not a curated record
UAUAUUUCGUUCCCAGACCCAUUCCGUUUUUCGUAUAUUUUGGGAUUUCCCACUGAAGCGGACUCCUGCAGCUGCAUUGUCUUGAAGGAGCCACUUCCCCGUAGUCCCAUGUUGGAGUUCAAAACAUCAACGCCUGGAAUUAUCAUUCUCGAUUAUCUGCCGAAAUAGUGAACUUGAUUCAAGAGGUCUAUCAACUUCCCGAGUAGGAGAACUGCACCAAUAUCACACGCAACACAGGGAAAUCCUACGUUAGAGAUCCGUAAUUUCUAGUUGAACAAAGACGUCCCAAGGAAGGUCGGUGGCCUCGCGGGGAACUUGAACUGAUAAAAAUGUUCCUGGUAAAGUCCAGUGUCGCCCUGGUGUGUGUCUUGGGGCUGCUCGGCGUCGAUGGUGACGUGAUAUGGAAACUGUGCUCAAAUAGACAAUGCCUCUGUCGACCACAUCCCACCCAUGCUGUGUAUAUGAACUGUUCAGGUGGUAACUUCACACACAUCCCAACGCCACCCAACAAGUCCCUUCCCCUGUAUUUGACAUUAGACCAAAAUAUCCUGACCAAUGUGACCGGAGAAAUGUUCCAUAACAUACCCAAGUCCAGCUUGAGAUCUCUGCUCUUGUUCGCCAACCGUAUUUCCUUCAUCUCCAGUGAUGCCUUCAAUAGUUUCUUCAACCUGGAUAGAAUAGUUUUCUCCAGUAACAACAUAAGCAUGGGUUCACUAGCUUCAGCUGUCGCCAGCCUUGGGAACGUAUCAAUCAGGAGUCUGACUAUCAGCCAUAUGGAUGUGACGUUAUUCCCUCAAGAUUUCUUCCUCCCUCCAGCUCAUCCCCCCAACCUCACCCUCAGCCUUGUCAACAACCAACUAAAGAUGUAUCAAGUGGAAUUAUUUGAACCACUGAAAGGACUCGUUUAUCUCAAUCUGAGAGCAAACUCCAUAACUCAUAUGUCUAUUAUGAGAACGGACUAUGUACAGGAUAUACAACGUCUCUGUUUCGACUACAAUCGGUUAGAAGAAUUCCCUAAACUGUGUCGAAACAAAACAUCACACUUUCCAAAUUUGACUCGACUAGAAAUCAUGUUUAACAAUAUACGCGUUUUGUCCAAGAGCCAAUAUGACUGCCUCGAUAAUUUAAGGGAGCUGAUCUUGGAUGGGAACAUCUUGUUGGAGUUAUGGAAUAAUCAAUUUUCUGGUCUGAAAUCUCUAACAACUCUCAGACUGUCUUCUAUUGGAUGUACCCUGAGGAAGGUGGAACACGAAGCACUCAACAGCUCGACUCUUCAACACAUUUCCUUUCGAAACAACCAUAUCCAUUUUAAUAAGUCAAAGGAAAUUCCUCUUAAGAUUUUUCUAAAAUGCCCUUCACUUCAAUCCUUGAAUUUAAAUUCUAAUUCAUUCCCAAAUUUACUUGAUGUGCACUAUGAUACUUUAUUCCCAAACCUGGCCAAUCUUAAGGUGUUAAAUAUAGGAGAUUGUAGAAUUAAACACAUCCCAAGAGCCAUUUCUAGCCAUCUUAAGCAUCUCAUUCAGCUUGAUUUGAGCUCCAACGCAAUUAAAGACGCACAACCAGGCGUCUUUAACAACAUGAAAAAACUUACACAUCUAUUUCUGGCGUAUAACGAAAUCACUUCAGUCAAUAAGUCGAGCUUUCCACCUCAUUUCAUGAAAGGAUCUGGAUAUGUAGAUUUAUCCGGCAACAUAUUUUCAUGUGGAUGCGAAUCUCUCUGGUUCAUUGAAACCUUUCAAAGAGACCCUCAUCUAUUCCGAGCUGAAUGGCACAAAGAAGGCUAUAUUUGUAAUAGUCCCAGAGACCUGCAUGGCACCCACCUCCUAGAUGUUCGGAUAUCCGAAGAGAAGUGUCUGUUGAGCUGGAACGUCCUGAUGAUCCUCCUUGUGGUCCUCAUCACUCUCCUGGUAACCCUGUCUCUCCUCUACCACUAUGGGUGGAACUUGAUGUAUCUGGUGUUCAUGAUGAAACAUAGGGAACGGGAGGUGGUAGACAGACGAGAGUUUCUGUACGACGUCUUCGUAGCGUACUACAUCGACGACCUGGCCUGGGUGAGGCAGCACCUGAUGCCUGUAUUGGAAGGAUCCGAUGGACUCAAAUUAUGCAUCCAUAGCCGAGACUUUGAAGUGGGCAGAAUGAUAAUCGACAACAUAGUUCAUAGUGUUGAGAACAGCCGGAAGAUGAUCAUUGUUCUGUCGAAUAACUUUCUUAAAAGUGACUGGUGCCAGUUUGAGUUGAAUUUAAUUCAACGGCAUGUGAUAGCAUAUGGUCAGCGCCUCCUGGUGGUGGUGAUGCUUGAAGACAUAGACCCGUGUCACGUGACCAAGUCGCUGAGAGCAAUGCUGCAGACGACAACCUACCUGGAAUGGGGAGAAGAGAGUCAUACCAGACAGGCCUUCUUUAAUCGUCUGCGACUUCUGGUGAAAAGGCCAACAGACACGACAUCAUGUAGAAGAAGGAGGCUGUCGGUGUAGCAGUUGUACAAAUUGAAACUAUGCUUCUAAUUGUCGCAAAGCAAUCUUUGAUGACGUUGUCGUAUCUUCAAAGAUUAAUGUUUAUGACAACACCCCGCUUCUAUAUUUACUUGACUAUCAAUACCUCCAUCCUAUUAUAAUUGAAUGUAAAACGUCAACGCCAGGUGAGGUGAGGUGAGGUGAGGUGAAAUGGGGUUUAACGUCGCAAGAUUAUUGCACUUAUAUAGCGACGUGCAUGUAUGUGUGUGUUUGGGUGGCUGCUUGUA